GACAGUGAGGGAAGACACAAGAGGAGGUGAAUUCAGUGUUUGGGACGGGCACAUCUGAGUGAAGGGGAAAUGAUGAGGAGUCUGAUGCUGCUGCUUCUCUGUGUGUCUCUCAGUAUCAGGGAGGGGACAGGAGAGGACUCUGGGCAGGACUUGGCAUCAGAAUAUGAUACCCUGGCACCCAACAGCCUGGCAGGGGCACUGGAAGAGAUGUUGGACUAUAACCAAGAUAAAGGCAUCAGACUCCAAAGAAGAGUCGGUCAACUUCCCUGGUGCGACGUGGGAGAGCGCUGUGCAAUGAAGCUCGGGUCUCGGGUCGGGAAGCUGUGCGACUGUCUGAGAGGGGCUUCGUGCAACUCAUUCCUGCUGAGAUGUUAUUAACACUGGAUAAAGCCCAGAAGAUGGUCCCAGGUUAUUCCUGCUGGGACGGCGACCCCUAGCUGCAGUGUCUGUUACUGUCUCUGUGUAUAAAUAAUUUAAUGUAGAAAAGAAAACCUGAAAUCAA
Messenger RNA from Xenopus laevis (African clawed frog), 502 nucleotides. Its product is annotated as cocaine- and amphetamine-regulated transcript protein-like. The record is from RefSeq and is a predicted model, not a curated record. The coding region runs from base 70 to 378 and encodes 102 amino acids. The transcript is spliced from 3 exons. NCBI's taxonomy places the organism in Eukaryota, Metazoa, Chordata, Amphibia, Anura, Pipidae.